AUACAUAUAGAUAGAGAUACGUUCAUGCCAUAUAUCUACAGUUUGAUUUCGCUCUUCUGCUGUUUCAGUGGGAAAUUCUCUGCCAUUGGAUUUUUGUGUUGAAUUUGGUAGUUAUAAAGAUGUUUUUUGUUGAUUGGUUCUUUGGGAUUCUGGCGUCUCUUGGGUUAUGGCAGAAAGAGGCCAAGAUCUUGUUCUUGGGUAUCGAUAAUGCCGGAAAGACCACCUUGCUUCACAUGCUUAAAGAAGAGAAAUUGGCACAGCAUCAACCAACACAGUAUCCGACAUCGGAGGAAUUGAGUAUUGGGAAAAUCAUGUUUAAGGCUUUUGAUUUGGGAGGCCAUCAGAUAGCUCGAAGAGUCUGGAAGGACUACUAUGCUGAGGUGGAUGCUGUCGUGUACCUUGUUGAUGCUUAUGACAGAGAGAGAUUUGCAGAGUCCAAAAUGGAGCUUGACGCCCUCCUUUCAGACAGGUCGCUUGCUGAGGUCCCGUUUCUCAUACUUGGUAAUAAGAUCGAUAUACCCUACGCUGCCUCACAGGACGAGUUGGAAUAUCAUUUGGGUUUGACUGGAGUGACUACUGGUAAGGGUAAGAUUAACCUUGUCGACUCUGCUGCCCGUCCUCUUGAGAUUUUCAUGUGCAGCAUUGUGAGAAAGAUGGGAUAUGGUGAGGGAUUUAAAUGGCUUUCACAAUACCUUUAAUUAGAAGAAUGAAGGAACAAUCAGAUUUCCUUAUCUACUAAUAGGAAUUUUGAUUCUACUGUUUUUGAUUCUUUUGGAAACAAGUAUUAAAAGGGUAUAGUUUCAAAUUGGGAAGUUCAUAUUUUUGUAUGUAGCC
Molecule: messenger RNA, 834 nt
Organism: Rhododendron vialii
Lineage: Eukaryota; Viridiplantae; Streptophyta; Magnoliopsida; Ericales; Ericaceae
Product: GTP-binding protein SAR1A-like
Exons: 3
Coding region: 120-698 (192 amino acids)
Biological process (GO): membrane organization; vesicle organization; endoplasmic reticulum to Golgi vesicle-mediated transport
Cellular component (GO): endoplasmic reticulum exit site; COPII vesicle coat
Molecular function (GO): GTP binding; GTPase activity
Source: RefSeq, a predicted model, not a curated record